UCUUACUUGCCUUGUUUCAUUAUUUUUCAAUUCUUUCUCAUUUUCUUCCAGAUCUUGAUUUUGUAACUGAAACCCAACUCCCAAAAUCCAAUCUUGCUGUUAAAGAUUGGAUUUUUGGGGUCAAACCAUCUAUUUAUACCUUCAAAAUUUCUGUUUUUUUUUUCAGUUAAAAGAUCGGAUUUUUUUGGGUAGAUGGGUAUAGCAAGUGUCCAAGAAAAUGGACAUGGGGAAAUGGGUCUGUCAGAUUUUCCAUUGGGGAGCAAGAACAAGUACAAGAGAAUGGAUUCUGAAUUUACAGAUUAUGAUGGAGAUGAUAAUCAUAAUCAGUUGGAAAGCAGGAAAAAGAGUACUAGAAAAUAUGUUUAUGGUUGUGCUGUUUUUGCUUCUCUUAACAAUGUCCUCCUUGGUUAUGAUGUAGGUGUCAUGAGUGGAGCAAUCUUAUUCAUUCAAGAAGAUUUGAAAAUAACAGAAGUUCAACAAGAAGUUCUUGUUGGUGUUUUGAGCAUAAUUUCACUUUUGGGUAGCUUAGCUGGUGGAAGAGUGUCGGAUGCGAUUGGUAGAAAGUGGACAAUGGGGUUAGCUGCUGUUGUUUUUCAAAUAGGUGCAGCUGUAAUGACUAUUGCUCCUUCAUUCGAAAUACUAAUGGUAGGAAGGAUUUUAGCUGGGGUUGGCAUAGGCUUCGGCGUCAUGAUUGCACCCGUCUAUAUAGCUGAGAUAUCACCAACUAUUGCUAGAGGCUCACUCACAUCAUUUCCUGAGAUUUUCAUAAAUCUAGGAAUUCUACUCGGUUAUGUAUCUAAUUAUGCAUUCUCCGGUCUUUCAGCACAUAUAAGCUGGCGGAUAAUGCUUGCUGUUGGAAUUCUUCCCUCAGUCUUUAUUGGAGUCGCUCUCUUCAUCAUCCCGGAGUCACCAAGGUGGCUGGUUUUGCAGAACCGAGUAGAAGAAGCAAGGUCGGUUCUAAUGAAAACAGAUGAAAAUGAGUCGGAAGUUGAGGAGAGACUAGCCGAGAUACAACAAGCUGCUGGAACCUCAAACACAGACAAACCUGUCUGGCGUGAAUUGUUGAGCCCCUCUCCUGCUCUACGUAGGAUGCUGAUCACAGGUAUUGGAAUUCAGUGUUUCCAACAGAUUACUGGAAUUGAUGCAACUGUUUACUACAGUCCCGCAAUUUUUAAAGCAGCUGGUAUUGAGGAUGAAUCAAAACUUCUGGCUGCUACAGUUGCUGUGGGAAUCAGCAAAACAGCAUUUAUACUAAUAGCCAUCAUUCUAAUUGACAAAGUCGGACGAAAGCCAUUGCUCUAUGUGAGCACGAUUGGUAUGACUACAUGUUUGUUUGGCGUGGGGAUCACUCUACUUUUAAUGAAAGAAGGAUCAAUUAGCAUCGCGCUAGCCAUACUAUUCGUUUGUGGGAACGUUGCAUUCUUCUCAGUGGGGAUUGGUCCAGUCUGUUGGGUUUUAACAUCAGAAAUCUUUCCGUUAAGGGUUCGUGCUCAAGCAUCAGGGCUCGGAGCAGUAGGUAAUAGAAUGUGCAGUGGCCUGAUCGCGAUGUCUUUUCUCUCUGUUUCGCGAAAUAUUACUGUUGGUGGAACCUUCCUAAUCUUUUCAGUGACAUCUUUACUAUCUGUUGCAUUUGUCUAUAAACACGUGCCAGAAACGAAAGGCAAAUCAUUGGAGCAGAUAGAGUUGUUGUUCCAGGAUGAAUAUGCAUUUCAAGGAGGUGAAGUGCAACUUGGAGAUGUUGAACAUCUAGUGCAGAAGUGAAACAAAAUACACUGAUUGAAUUAUUUUUUUUCAUUUGAGUGGUGAAGUAUUGGAGAGGCUAUUUUCAUGUGGCUAUCUGGAAAUGCCACUACAAGCUUCUCCUUUGGGCGACUGAGGAGAAGCCGCGGAGAUCACACGAUACAUCUCUUACUUAUAGUGAGACAGACAUAAAUAUCGAUGUCUGAGACAGGAUAUGUAACACGUAUUUAUCGAAAGAAUCCCAAGUAGCAGAUCCCUGUUGAACAUAUUUCAAAAUAUCUAUUGUUUUAUUGGUUAAAUGAAAUGAUGAAGGUUACUUCUUUGGCUGCAAA
Solanum dulcamara is the source of this 2072-nucleotide messenger RNA. RefSeq names its product probable polyol transporter 4. The record is from RefSeq and is a predicted model, not a curated record. Gene Ontology annotation, biological process: transmembrane transport. Lineage: Eukaryota; Viridiplantae; Streptophyta; Magnoliopsida; Solanales; Solanaceae. Gene Ontology annotation, molecular function: carbohydrate transmembrane transporter activity. Gene Ontology annotation, cellular component: membrane. The transcript has 2 exons. Bases 193 to 1761 code for a protein of 522 amino acids.